This is a messenger RNA of Dissoconium aciculare CBS 342.82, 1620 nucleotides long. RefSeq names its product PLC-like phosphodiesterase. Gene Ontology annotation, molecular function: phosphoric diester hydrolase activity. Bases 74 to 1549 code for a protein of 491 amino acids. Gene Ontology annotation, biological process: lipid metabolic process. The record is from RefSeq and is a predicted model, not a curated record. NCBI's taxonomy places the organism in Eukaryota, Fungi, Ascomycota, Dothideomycetes, Mycosphaerellales, Dissoconiaceae. The transcript has 3 exons.
CAAUUUCGGCCAGUGAGCGCCCCGUCAAAACGCCACGUGGGUCUCUCUUGUUUGCUGCAGUCAUUCGCGACAGAUGCCAGAAUCAUCCAUCACGCCAUGCGCCAAUCGAGAAAGAAGUGCGAAAGUGGAAUAUUCAGACCUCGAGCGAUCAAUGCCUCUGGGAAGAAUCUCUAAAUUAUUCAACGAGCUUAAAGUAAAAGCAAGAAAGACAGAGGCCGAGAGCAACACGCCGCCCAAAUCGACAGCUGCAGGGACCUCCGCACCUUCCGCGCCCAACUUCGUCAUGGGAGCCGCUCUUUCCCCUGGCGCUGUUCGCCUUACGGUACCGUCUUCCAACGGCGUUCUACGGCCCGUCAACGGCGAAUGGUAUUUUGACGACAUUGAUGCCCAAGCUGCCGACACGGGCGACCGGCGGUUCCACCAAUGGCUCAUAGCCCGUCCGCCGGGCGCACCGGCCGACGUAUUCGUGCUUUGCAAUCUGCAGACCGGGACAUACGCUGGGGUCUGGCGUGAUGAAUGGGGGACUGGUAGCCACCGCGUCAAAUGUUCCCCGGGCCAUCUGCAAGCCGCAAACAUUCAAUUCCGCGUCGAGAGUGCGAAUGAUCCCAAUGACGAUAAACUUGUCCGCUUUGUGUGGCGCGGAGAUGAGAGUAAGGUGCUCAUGCGAAAGCCUGACAAGGACAGUAUCGCGGUACGUCAAGUUGGUGAUGAGGAUGCGGGCGCCAAAACCUUCAGAUGCGAGGACAUUCAGUACGACUACGAGACUUUCCCCGAUUGGAUGAGCAGGCUGCCGGAUGACAUCGCUUUGCAUCAUGUCAAUCUACCUUCCACUCAUCAAACGCUCGCACUGCAUGGUAUUGGUCGCGUGAGACCUGACCUAGGUUGGACUGGCAACAAUGACGACGUUACUCGUCCUUGGGGCCCUCUACCCGUGUUCAUCGAUAAUCCUCGCUGCCAGGACGUCUCUUUAUGGGAACAGCUUCAGAUGGGUGUGCGCUCACUGGAUAUUCGCCUGGACCUCAACAAACUUCCAGUACUUCGCCGUGAGGACGACGGCAGCACGCACGAAGAGGGGCGGUACUUCCUGUACGCACGUCAUGGUCUUGCAGAAAUGGGUCAUUCCUGGAGUGCCGUCUUGCUGAUACUACAAUCAUUCCUCCGUGCAAACACGGGCGAAACAGUAAUUGUCAAUGCGCGUUACGAAAAGGCAACACCAGGCUCGAGGGAUCGGUGGACUGACUGGCUGGCUGCCUUCGUCGACGAAACCAGGCCGUUCUGGGAGGACCAUCCCGAUCAGCCAGCAACGGUAUACAAAUGGUGGGAAGAUGGCUCGAAGGUCAUGAACGACUUACAGCUCCAUGAAGUGAGAGGCAAGAUUAUCCUCACAACUGAUGGUGACUACAUGCCGGCAGAUGAGGCUGACGGUAGAAAUCGGGGUAUGCGUUUCUUCCCUCGAGACAUGGUCGCUGUGGGGAAGUAUGACAGCAAGCGCGACGAGUGGCCUCAGCAGCUUUCCUCCGACCAGUCUAAACGUCUCGGGACUACCUGAUCCGCUCGGCUUUGCCAUCACAUUGCAGGGAAUCUUCACGAACAACCCGCUCCACCUCGUGCGAAAUGUCA